UUGUAACUAACAGUCGCCUUGUAGCACACCUCUUAACGUUCGCCUUGUAGCACUAAACCAUUUUAUCUAAUCAACGGCAUGCUGCACGUCAUGAAUGCUCAGACUCACUUAGUCUCGCUUGCCCGUGUGUUGCCCCGUCACUCUCAUUGUGCUGAUGCCAUUUGGUUGUGCGUGACCGUGUCUGAAGCUGGCGUACAGGUCCUUCAGGCCCUCCCGCUCCCGCUGGUGACGCCUCCGACUCCACCUCCCCCGGCACCGUCCUCCACCCCACCACCACCACCACCACCACCACCACCACCACCACCACCACCACCACCACCACCACAAGUUGCGGCUGCUCCACCGACGGUCGGGCUUCCUGCUCGGGCUCCGGCGCAGACCAGGGUGGAGCCUCGUGGCGUCUCCGUGGAGGAGACGCCGUGCGGGGAGGCCACCCUGGCGCCGGAGCCGAAGAAGAAGAGGAGGAAGACGACGACGACGGGCGACGUGGAGCAGCCGGCAACGCCCGCUCCUGCUCGGGCUGAGACCCGGUUGCCUGAGGGCUGGCGGACAGCCCUCACCGGGGCAGAGCAGGAGUGGAUCGGCCGGGCGCUGUUCCAGCAGACCAGCGGGGGGUCCCUCAAGCUAACCACGGACCUCAAGCUGUGGUGGGACCCCCCCCAGCCCCGGCUGAACUAUACUCAGCCACCCGCCUCGGCGGCUGCCUUCUUCGCGUGUCGGUUGUUCCUCUGGGCGCCCCUGCACAUGUGGGGUCCCCGGCCGACAUGCUGCCAGAAACAUCUCACCAAGUGUGGGAUGUACAAGACCAUCCGGAAGGUCUUGGACAUCGACGGCUGGUACUUGAUGGCCACCGAGUACCUGGAGUGCCGUCGGUGUCGGAGGAAGGUAGCCGCCUGGUCGCAGGAGGUCGUGAGGCAGCUGGGAGAGGGGCAUCGCGCCCUCUUCCCGGCGAUCCUCACCUACAAGCUUGCCUGCGACCGGCGGGUCAUCAUCCAGCUGCGUGAGCGUACUCGGGGGAACAGCGCCACGCAGCUGCAAAAAAAACUCUGUGAGGCACACACAGAGGCCUGGAUGCGGCGGUCCAUACACUACCUCAGCGUCAUGGAGCCCUUCACGUCGACGGGUGUCGUGCGCCAGUGCACCCCACCGCCGAAACCAUCGCCAGACGUGCCGCAGUACGGCUGGCUGUUGGUGGUGUACUGCCACGACAUCCUGUCUCGCCUGGAGGACGUGAAGGCCCGGGUCACCUCAGUCUUCGGAUCCAUCUUGAAGAUGGAUUCGACCAAGAAGGUGACCCGGAAGCUCGCCGGUGCCGCCGCCCAUACCGCAGCCUGGGCGACCAACGUGGGCAACGAGCACGGGCAGGUGCUAAUGUCCGUGCUCACGGCCACCGAGGGGGGUGGCCUGUUGCCCAUGGCCGCGGGGUUAAUGCGGCGGUACCGGGACGCUGGGGUAGCGCAGCCUCGCGUCCUCUACGUCGACCGGGACUGCUGUUCGUCCCACGGGGGGUCCAAGGCAGCUGCUGCGUUCCAGGAGUGGGACAAGCUGGUGGUCCGGUUGGACAUUUGGCACCUGAUGCGACGCUACGCAUCAGGUGUCACAACCGAGAGCCACCAGCUCUACAAGCCCUUCCUGCAGCAGCUGUCCGCCAGUAUCUUCCUGUGGGACCCAGAGGACACAGCCCGGUUGCUCAACGCCAAGAGGAGGACGCUAGAGGCGCAGGGGAUGACCUUCUCGUCCGAAGCCGGAGUGUGGAGGCACGUCAGCCGCAGGGAGAUGGCUCUCCAUUGCCGUCGCCGCACGCGUGGAGCUGCGGCGACCGAGCGGCUGAUUGAUGACCUCCUGCAAACCUUCGGCGGUGCCAACGGGCGAGACACCAUGGGGAUUCCCCUGCUGGACCGAGACCGCAUCCAGGCAAUCCGUGCGGAGCAGCGACGGCACCUCGAGUGCAUCCAGGACCCGCCGGGCGUGGAGCUGUACACGGAGACAGGCAGGCUGACCAAGGGGGGGAUCAGCCUGCCGACGUACCGUUGUGCGCGCGGCUCCACGUCCCUGGAGUCGUUCCAUCUCCACCUCAACCGCUUCAUUCCAGGAGAAAGUGCCAACCCUUGGCACUUCCAGGCUUUUCUCCUGGAGGGGUUGGUGAGAUGGAACGAGGACAGGGCGGCGUCCGCGGCACAGGAGGGUCGUCCGCUGCUCCGCACCUACAGUGGCCCCCUGCAGCACUCCCUUGACCAGCUCAGCCAACGGGUGCUUGGCUCGAGUUUGGUCAGGGACUACACCAAGCCCAGGGAGUACACGGGGGAACUCAUCGGCAUCGAGUACCUGUACUCCCAGACGGGCAGAGUGCUGCAGGACGUCAGCUUGGACCCUGACGUUCCGGACGCGGGUCCACCGCCUACCGAGGAGGACGACGAGCUCGCCGAAGGCCGGCAUGAGUUGGAGGACCUCACACUCCACGUGCCUGGCGAGUUCACCGCUCCUCGGACGGACCCGCGGUCAGGGCAACCAGCUGACGCACCCGCGCCCGAGCCAUCCCGUCCGACCGAUCCCCCCGAGCCCGCGCCCCGCUCCCCCGGCCGGUCCUCACCAGAGCCUCAGCAGACCGCUGAGGACUACCGAGGACCAGACGACCAGCCGGGGUACCUGGCCGUGGUCCGCUUGGCCACGGCCUUAGUGGGGCUGCGCCACGAACAGGCCCUGUCCGAGGGGAGGGUAGACGAGCUCAUCGGGCUCUACGAGGCCCUGUCCCCGUUCGACAGGGCCCGAGUAGUUUACCCUCCCCGCUACACGGACGGGGCAGCUCGGGGGGGUCGAUUCAUGGCAGCGAAGCCAGGCCGCACCAGUAUCCCUGGUGUGGAGAGCCUGCGACGCUGCCUGGUCGGACAGACCUCUGGACCCGCCAGCAGUCCCAGCACAAGCCGGCUGGUAGAAGCAGUGUGCGUCCAGCUCUGCAACCUGUACCCUACGGGCACCCGUGUGCAAGGCGGCGCCCGGGGUACACGGUGGGACAGCGCACUGCUUCGUUACCGCCACAUCCGGGAGCUUGUGCUGGGACACCAGAGGUUGAUGGCUCGGGCGCCCGUUCAGCUCUUUGAGCUGAACGCUAGGACCCUCUCGCUGUGGUUUACCCGGACGCAGCGAGAGAAGGAGAGGGCUGUGCUGACUCCAGGCGUUGCAGCAGACGGAGGACGACCACCGGCGGCGGCGGCCGCGGCGACAGCGCCGGGCCCGGCCUCAGCAGCGGCGGUGGAUCGUCCGGCGGCAGCAGCAACGGCGACGCCGGCGGUGCCUCAAGGCCGGGCGACGACAGCGGCAGCGAGGGGGGCGGCGGCGGCGGCCCCGGCAGCGGCACCGGCUGUGGCAGCACCGGUGCCCGCUCUGCCGGCGCCCAGACGGCUACUGGCACCUCGACAGCCCGCCCCCUCGGCUGCUUACCCGGUCUUCCUGCCGACGGCUGCUGCUGCCGCAGCUGCAACUGGACCUUUAAGAGCAGCACAGCCUCUCCUUGUGGACCUCUCACUGCCCCGGCAGUAUGUGUGGGUGCUCCCCGUCCCCCCCCCCCACCUGACGCUCCCUCGGACAUUGCCGGCUCCACACGUCCUCCCUCGGCCGCUGGCCGCCGCACAGCACGCCGGCCCUGAGCUGCCUGUAGCCCUGCCCGCCGCACAGCACGCCGGUGAGCUCCCUGUACCCCUGAGAACUGUACAAUGGAGGAGGCUGACCGCCGAGCGGCGGGCGGAGGGGGGGAACCGCUCUAGCCGGGCCAACGUGGGCGUGCCACAGGCACAUAAGUGCAGUAAAUGCGGCCAGCCGAGGCGGAGGGAGACCGGACACUCCCGCCACGGCAGAGAAUACUUCUGCUCUGUCGCGGCGGGUCAGAGUGUGGAGGACUGGCUGAGGGAGAAGAAGGAGCGGGACCAGGGUGGAGCCCCGCGCUGAUGCGCACUCACUUGCCGGGGAUGGUGUUGUACAUAGUUAUUUUGUAUAUAGUUGUUAUUCUGUUGUGUAUAUAGUUAUUUUGCAGUGUUAGUGUAUAUAGUUAUUUUGCAGUGUAUAUAGUUGUUUAGUGUGUAUAGUUCUGUUUUGUUGGUUAAUUACUAAGUGCAUACACACUGCCAUAUUUAUUCAUAUGGCAUAUAACAUAACAUAGCAUAUAACAUAUAACAUAGCAUCUAACUUCGCGGAGGACGGUUCACGACUCAUUAAUUCCUGAUAAUGGACACCUCGUCGGGCAUCAUCCCUUACAUACAUAUAUAUAUAUAUAUAUACUGUAUAUGAAUGAAUAAUAAAAUAAGUUUUCUCU
Gadus chalcogrammus (walleye pollock) is the source of this 4306-nucleotide messenger RNA. RefSeq lists its product as uncharacterized. The transcript has 9 exons. Bases 79 to 3942 code for a protein of 1287 amino acids. The record is from RefSeq and is a predicted model, not a curated record. Lineage: Eukaryota; Metazoa; Chordata; Actinopteri; Gadiformes; Gadidae.